Molecule: messenger RNA, 6567 nt
Organism: Eleginops maclovinus (Patagonian blennie)
Lineage: Eukaryota; Metazoa; Chordata; Actinopteri; Perciformes; Eleginopidae
Gene: adcy5
Product: adenylate cyclase 5
Exons: 21
Coding region: 396-3986 (1196 amino acids)
Biological process (GO): cAMP biosynthetic process; intracellular signal transduction; adenylate cyclase-activating G protein-coupled receptor signaling pathway
Cellular component (GO): plasma membrane
Molecular function (GO): adenylate cyclase activity
Source: RefSeq, a predicted model, not a curated record
ACUAUCUGAGUUGUGUAAUGGUUUUAUUUCCUCUAGGCUACAGCGCGCUCUGACGUGCAACCCCUCCAUGGAUGGUGGUUAAUUGGGCCCAAUGAUGUAGAGCCAAAUCCACCUGGAGUGGCUCCCCUGUGUUUUCUGCGCAUGUUCAAUUGUUUUUUUUGUUGUUGUUGUUUUUUUCUAUUAAUUCCCAGAGUUUUUCAGCACUAUUGCUCAUCUAGUUUUGAUUUUUAGAUGAAAAUGGGAGAUUAAAGGCAACAACUAUGGAUCAUCCAACGUUUGGAAGAUUUAUAAUCUUUGGAAUUUAAUAGUUUCCUGACAUUCAGCAACUUUCCCCCCCUACAGUAUUUAUUUAUAGCAGCACAUUUCUGUCUGUUGCCUCCUUUUUUUAAUCCAACAUGUCUAGAUCAAACAGUGUCAGCCCACCCGGCGUCGGUGCCCCCGGGUUGAGGGGAGGGACCGAGCACAGAUCAGCUUGGGGAGAGUCUGAGUCCGUGGCCAACGGGUGCCCAUACUCAGCCAGAUCCCCGCGCAAGAAGCUCACCCGGACCAACAGUCGGUGGAGGGAAGAGGAUGAUCUGGAGCACCGGCAGUCCGGGGGGCGAGCCACCACCGUCAGUAGGGUCAGCUUCAGGUCCAGGUCGGCUUGGCAGGACCAUGGCGAGGACAAAAACCGUGCGUCGUCCCCUAAGCGUCCAGACGGCGAGGUGAGACCCAAAUCUGUGGAGUUAGGACUGGAUGAGCGCAGGGCCAAGGCGAGGAGCGACGAGGAGGAGGUCAUGCCCGAAGUAAACUUUUCCUUAGUGGCGUGCUGCACCAGCGUUAUGCACAUUUUCAAAUCCAAGAAGUUCCAGUCGGAGAAGUUGGAGCGGCUCUACCAGCGCUAUUUUUUCCGGCUCAACCAGAGCAGCUUGACGAUGCUCAUGGCGGUGCUGGUGCUGGUCUUCACGGUCAUGCUGGGCUUCCACUGCUCCGGUGGCGCAGAGAAGCCCAGCGUGACUUUCUCGGUGGUGUUUUCUGUGGCCAUCUUCCUCACCCUGGUUCUCAUGGUGGUGUGCAACAGGAACGCGUUUCACCAGGACCACAUGUGGAUUGUGUGCUACGUGGUCAUCCUGCUGGUGAUGGUGAUCCAGGUGAUCGGAGUCCUGCUCGUUCAGCCCAGAAGUGCCUCGGAGGGGAUCUGGUGGACCGUGUUCUUCAUCCAUGUCAUCUACACGCUGCUGCCCGUCAGGAUGCGCGCGGCAGUCAUCACUGGAGUUAUUCUUUCUGCCAUUCACGUGACUGUUUCUUGGAUGUUAAACGGCAUGGACAGCUUUCUCUGGAAACAGAUAGUGUCCAACGUGCUGAUCUUCUCGUGCACUAACAUCGUAGGAGUCUGCACUCAUUACCCUGCUGAGGGGUCGCAGAGACAGGCCUUCCAGGAGACCAGGGAGUGCAUCCAGGCUCGCCUCCACUCCCAGAGAGAAAACCAGCAGCAGGAACGCCUUCUGCUCUCGGUGCUUCCCCGCCACGUUGCCAUGGAGAUGAAAGCCGACAUAAACGCCAAGCAGGAGGACAUGAUGUUUCACAAGAUCUACAUCCAGAAGCACGACAACGUCAGCAUCUUGUUUGCAGACAUCGAGGGUUUCACCAGCCUGGCGUCGCAGUGCACGGCGCAGGAGCUGGUGAUGACGCUCAAUGAACUCUUCGCCCGCUUUGACAAACUGGCAGCGGAGAACCACUGUCUGCGGAUCAAGAUCCUGGGCGACUGCUACUACUGCGUGUCCGGGCUGCCGGAGGCCCGGGCCGACCACGCCAGCUGCUGCGUUGAGAUGGGGAUGGACAUGAUCGAGGCCAUCUCGCUGGUACGUGAGGUCACUGGGGUGAACGUGAACAUGCGAGUGGGCAUCCACAGCGGCAGGGUGCAUUGUGGGGUGCUGGGACUCAGGAAGUGGCAGUUUGACGUCUGGUCCAAUGACGUCACGUUAGCCAAUCACAUGGAGGCCGGGGGCCAAGCUGGACGAAUCCAUAUCACCAAGUCCACGCUGAAUUAUCUGAAUGGAGACUACGAUGUGGAGCAGGGAGCAGGGGGGGAAAGAAACGCCUACCUGAAGAAGAACAACAUAGAAACCUACCUCAUUGUGGGCUGCAGUCAGAAAAGGAAAGAGGAGAAAGCGAUGAUAGCCAAAAUGAACCGACAGAGGACUAACUCUGUGACCCACAACAGCGGCCACUGGACCGACCGGCCGUUCUACAACCAUCUGGGCGGCAACCAGGUGUCCAAGGAGAUGAAGAGGAUGGGCUUUGAAGACCCUAAAGACAAGCAUUUCAUUUUCAGAAACACGCAGGAGAACCUAAACCCGGAGGACGAGGUGGACGAGUUCCUGGGCCGCGCCAUCGACGCUCGCAGCAUCGACCGCCUGCGCUCCGAACACGUUAAGAAGUUCCUGCUCACCUUCAGAGAGCCCGACCUGGAGAAAAAGUACUCCAAACAGGUGGACUCCAGGUUCGGGGCGUACGUGGCCUGCGCCUCCCUCGUCUUUCUCUUCAUCUGCUUCAUCCAGAUCGUCAUCGUGCCAUCCUCCAGUCUGAUGAUCGGCUUCUUCACCACCGGUCUCAUCAUCCUCACGGCCGUCAUGUUCAUCUCCACCGUGUACUGCUGCUUCGGGCUGUUUCCCGUCCCUCUGCAGACUCUCUCUAAGAGGAUAGUGCAGUCCAGACUGAACAGCACCCUGGUGGGCGUCUUCACCAUCAUCAUCGUCUUUCUUUCUGCCUUCAUCAAUAUUUUCACCUGCAGCAGCCUGGACCUGCGGAGCUGCAUCAGGGCGGAGCUGAACAUCAGUCUGUCCGGGGUGAACGCCUGCCACGCUCACCUGCUCAACUACAGCCUGGACGCCCAGCACAGCUCCUUCGGAGAGGACGCCCUCAUCUGCAGCUUCCCUGAGUACUUCUCCUGCUGCGUCCUGCUGAGCCUGCUGGCCUGCUCAGUCUUCCUGCAGAUCAGCAGCAUCGGGAAGCUCUUCCUCAUGCUCUUCAUCGAGCUGCUCUACCUGCUGGUCAUGGAGGUUCCCAAAGUCAGCCUCUUCGACAACCAGGACCUGCUGGUGAUGGCCAACGCCGUCAACAUCGUCGAGCACAUGAAUGGAACAAGCUGCGUGAUGGACUCCAAGGUUCCUCUGAAGAUCAUGACCCCGGUGGUCAUCACGGUCUUCGUCCUCGCUCUCUACCUUCACGCGCAGCAGGUCGAGUCCACGGCCAGGCUCGACUUCCUGUGGAAACUGCAGGCCACGGAGGAGAAGGAGGAGAUGGAGGAGCUGCAGGCCUACAACCGCCGCCUGCUGCACAACAUCCUGCCCAAAGACGUGGCGGCUCACUUCCUGCAGCGCGAGCGGCGGAACGACGAGCUCUACUACCAGUCCUGCGAGUGCGUGGCCGUCAUGUUCGCCUCCAUCAGCAACUUCUCCGAGUUCUACGUGGAGCUGGAGGGCAACAACGAGGGGGUGGAGUGUCUGCGGCUGCUCAACGAGAUCAUCGCCGACUUCGACGAGAUCAUCAGUGAGGAUCAGUUCCGUCAGCUGGAGAAGAUCAAGACCAUCGGCUCCACCUACAUGGCGGCCUCGGGCCUCAACGACUCCACCUACGAUAAGGUCGGCCGCUCGCACAUCCGCGCCCUCGCCGACUACGCCAUGAGGCUGAUGGACCAGAUGAAAUACAUCAACGAGCACUCCUUCAACAACUUCAAGAUGAAAAUAGGUCUCAACAUCGGCCCUGUGGUGGCCGGGGUGAUCGGGGCCCGGAAGCCUCAGUACGAUAUCUGGGGGAACACGGUGAACGUGGCGAGCCGCAUGGACAGCACCGGCGUACCGGAGAGGAUCCAGGUGACGGCGGACCUGUACCAGGUGCUGAGCUCCUAUAACUACACACUGGAAUACAGAGGGCUGGUCACAGUGAAGGGCAAAGGGGAGAUGAUGACCUACUUCCUCACCAGUGGACCCCCGCCGUGCAGUUAACCUCUACCAAGUGACAGACAGACACACUGGGGUCGGCGCCUUAAACCCCCUCCCCGCCUCCAGCAGGCUCACAGACCCUACGGCGGACUGAGACUAAAAUACAUUUAAAAAAGCGCAGAUUCUCAAAAACCCUGCUGAGGCCACGGCAGGGGACGGAUGAGGAAGAUCAUCCCGAGGCUUAAAGCCAGCGCAGGAGACUCUGUGAAGGAGGAGAGGCGGCCAUUGAGACCAAAGAUGUCCAAUGUCCAAUCAGAGCAUCAGAUGUUAGGGGGAAUAUCCCUUUGCUUUCAGAUUUUACAGACGGUUUUGGGACAAACCUGCCAUUCCCUGUCUUUCAAUCUCUGCCUUUCCCCCCCCUGCUGACACACAGACGGUUUUAUGUGAAUGAGUUUAUGUUACAACACAUUUCUGUCCAUGUCGUCGUGGUACAACGUGUGGACACUCAGCCCGGCACCGCAGCACCCCUCCCCUCCCUUCAAUAUCUGAUCACAAACGGUACAGAAAGGCGGUGGAAAACGCUCCCCGGUGUUAGCGGCACGCUUCUCCGUUUAAAGUCCGAAACCACAGCAACAUCAGCGGACACACCGAACACAAAGAGGAUGUCAAAGAAGAGCUUUUUAUUUCUAAAUCUUCGACAUUUUGUAUUCUGACGCCAGAACACCAAACCCUACCAGAUAUUUUAAGAUUCUAUAUUUUGUACAUUAAUAUAUUAGAGAGCUACCUAUAAACACCAAUGUGUAUUCCAGAUGUACAUACAUGCAUCCUGUCGGGGCUUCACAAGCGGUCGCCCCGGUCUUAGCGUAUAGCGCCACAGCUAAUGUGUCAUUCAGCUUCAGCGGGUUGGUUAUCUUCCCGCUCUUUUUUCACAGAAUUUUGCAAAUCCUAUCUGCAGGAAGUUAAACAUUUGCAGGCAAGAUGGCGGUUCACGUCAAACCGAGUGAGUGCAUACUUUGAAUGACACACUAAAGGACGCUGGUGCAUCUGUGUUGUUGCACUCCAGUGCUUUUGAGCCGUCCACUUUUUUGCUACAUCGCUCCACAAACCCCCCCUUUUAUUGCUUGCUCAAUCAGAUGGUACGACCCAAUGAAUGUCCAAUGAUCUCCGAUGAGGCCUUUACUAUGAACUGUACGCUGACGGCGGGGGUGACGCUCAUCCUGUGGACGGGGACAGGCGAGCCCAUGUGGAAAUGUGCCCUUUUUUCCUGCUGGUUUUUCUUUGUCUUUGUUAUCCAAUCAGAGCAGUUUCCUUCAGUAUUACAGCGUCACUCUACAUGUCAUCAAACGAAACUCGCAGAGAUUUUAUUUGUUGUUACCAAACACUACAGCUGGUUCUGUUUGUCUUGGCUCAGUCACAGCACAGGAAGCAGUUCAAUGUCUGGAAAGAGUGUCAGGUUUCUGAAAUAAAUGACAGAGAAAUACAGCACAUUUGAGACUAAAGAGUAAAGGAUUUGUCCAUGUCCAUCAUCAAAGGUGUAGAAAAGUAUUGUGGGAUUAACUAAAUUAAUUAGUGACUCAAACAGAAGAAAUUCAGCAUUAAUUCAGGUUAAAAACACAUGUGGUUUGCUGUGUUAGAGUAUUUAUUUACUGGGAUAACUGCAGUGUACGGAGCCCUAAAUGUGUAACUAAGGUAAGUUCAUAUGUUUUUAAAUAGUGUCCAUUAAUACAUUUGGAAUAGUCGUUAGCAAUCAAUUAAAGUAGUUGAAUUAGAAUUAAAAUGAUGCACAAAAAGCUAACCUAAAAUAUAAAUACAUGAAAAAGAUAAUUAAGCAUUAAAUGAUAAUUAAAUAUGGAAAUUAUAAUUUGAAAAGCCCACAGAAACUGCAGGACAAACACACUGCAGCUGCUGCUAAGAAUAUAUAACAAAAACGUUUCAAAUGUUUUAAUUCAUGAUUUAAAAUUAGAAUAUAUUUAUGUUAUUUAUCAAUUAAGCAUCGACAGUUAGAGUACAAUAUUCAGAGUAGAUUGCUCCAUUUUAUUUUUUGAAUCCCCAAUCCUUACAAACUGCCCUGCGAUGGAAGGUUGUUUUAAUUGCUAAACCAAUUAAGCUCUGUGGUACGAUACAUGGAGUUAACAGGCCACACCUUGAUGAUUUUGAUCCUUUCAUGGGAUAAAUAAAAUAUACACAUUAGCAAAACUCUUGGUGAUUUUGCAUUUGGUCUCCAGUUCUAAAAGUGAAAGAGAAAUCUGACAUUUGCUCCAGACGUUUGCUGCUUUGAGACCGAGGAAUGAAAUGAACUUUGCACUCUGUUCCGUUAACGUACUGUAACCCAGGAACCAUUACCACACACCACUACCAGUCGUUCUGCGCCCAUGUGAGCCCUUCUUUCCUACUCUUUACUGUGCAGAAACGUGCCAUUAGCAAGCACAAAUGGUUGGAGAUGAGGUGAAGCUGUAAGCUGUAUUCUUUCUUCAGUUGGAGGAGCUCGUCUGCUCGUCUGCUCUUCGUUUCUCCAGAUAAAAUCGAGUCUGUGACAGAACAUCUUCAGGGUCAAAACCAUGGGUUGUUUUUUGUUGUCAUGCCAAACACUAUGCUCUUUUUUUUUUUUUACAGUCAAAUAAACUGCUGAGAUGUUUCACAGGUA